Molecule: messenger RNA, 660 nt
Organism: Aureobasidium pullulans EXF-150
Lineage: Eukaryota; Fungi; Ascomycota; Dothideomycetes; Dothideales; Saccotheciaceae
Product: ARF/SAR superfamily
Exons: 2
Coding region: 1-660 (219 amino acids)
Biological process (GO): protein localization to organelle; intracellular protein transport; Golgi to plasma membrane protein transport
Cellular component (GO): Golgi apparatus
Molecular function (GO): GTPase activity; GTP binding
Source: RefSeq, a predicted model, not a curated record
AUGUAUCACCUGGUCAAAUCGCUCUAUCUGCAUGCGACAAGCAAAGAAGAAUACUCGAUUCUCCUCCUUGGCCUCGACAAUGCCGGAAAGACGACCUUGCUUGAACAGAUCAAAGCCUUGUUCAGUCCGCAUCUCCACCCGAAGCUCAACACGGUCCCCACCGUCGGUCAAAAUGUCUCUACUGUCGACUUGCCCGACAUCUACCUCAAGAUAUGGGACGUCGGCGGCCAACACUCGCUGAGAGGGCUAUGGCAGUCGUACUACAGCAGCUGUCAUGCCAUUGUGUUUGUCAUUGACAGCACUGAUGUAGGCGAUGGCGACCUCGAACACCUCAGCAAGGGACAAGAUGCCGUCGAAGAGCAAGGAAGGCUAGACGAAUGUAGGCUGGUGCUAGAGAGCAUCCUACAGAAUGGAGAGACUGAAGGCGUCCCUCUUCUCGUCCUGGCCAACAAACAAGAUCGCGAGGACUGCGUCGAGGUCGUCCGCAUCAAGGAGGGCCUGGUGCGUAAAAUCGUCGAAGGUGAAAAAGGCGGAAGCGUCAGAGACAGCAGAGUCCUCCCACUGAGCGCCUUGACCGGCACUGGUGUCAAGGAAGCCGUCGACUGGCUCUGCAGCAGGGUCAAAUGGAACAAGGAAGCAAGGCCGCCAGCUCUACGCUGA